UUUUUAUGAAAACUCAAAAAACGGAACUUGUUCUUAUUUUGCUAUUGUGCACUAUUAAUUGUGUAAAUAUUAGUAAACAGGAUGGCGUGGAAGAACUGAAAGUAAAUAGAUAAUAAUGAAAUAGACAAGAAAACAAGUUGGGGUAAGAUUGCAUGGAAUCUAAGUUAAUUAGCUUUUUCUGGUGAUUCUGCUUUGAAAGAGCUAGCAGAUGUUUUGACAUCAGUGGUAUAGAUAUGAGUAUUAUAAUUCAUUAGACGGAGUAGGUAAAAGAUUUGAAGCAUGAUCAUGAAUUCGCUAGUGAUAAAGCUAUUAACGUUUAUAUUAGCAAGAAUGAGAAGUUAGAUUUAGGCAUAGAUGAGACAGUUACUUUUAUUGCUAGGAAUACAGAUUAUUUAGACUCAUAGAUGCAUGAUUACAUUGUGAAUAUAAAUAAGAGAUUAGAGAAUCUAGAUUAAAACGUGAAUGAAAAUAGAAAAUAAUUAGAAUAUCUAACAUUCACUAGAUAAAAGUAAAAUGAUAAAUUCUUAGAUACUUGUAAACUAUAUAUUCAUAGUAGUGUCAUAAUACGAACAUAUGGUUGCACAAGUUGAUAUGUGUAUUGCCUUACUUUAGGGGAUAUUUGCCAAUGAACAAUUUAUCUAGGUCGAUAGAGUCAAAAUAAUAACAAGGAAGAUUUUCGCAGCUACAAUGUUGAUUGGAGGAAUUGAAAUGAAGGAGUUAUUAGAGACUACUGAAUCUGCGAAUUAUACAGACACAAGAGUUCAAAAAUAUGUAAAUCAUAAAUUAUUAAUAUCUAUUAGAUUCUAGAAGCUUUUAAUAAUCUCAGAAAGCAAUUUGUUGAUCACAAAAAUUCAGAUAUUGCAUAUGAUGCGGAAUAAUAAAAAUAAUAUGAAGAUUAAAAGCAUCAAUUAGAUGGAGAACUUUUGAUUUUCAAAAAAGACAUUGCAGAAUUGAUAUACAAUCUAUCAGUUGCAGAAGAGAAAAUAAGAUAAAUUAAAGAUGAUAUUGAAUCAAAUAAAAAAGAUCAAGAGUUUUACAAGAAGGAGAAAGAUUUCAUUAAUAAUGGUAAUCAAAUUGAAGAAAAAUGGAAAGCUAAGAUAACUUAGGAAUAUAACAAUUAAUUAUUAUCAAUAGAGAAAGCAAUGAAUCUAAUAAGUUAACCAGACUUUUGGGCAAGGAAUGAUUAAAUCAAGUUAAAUAAUUGA
Paramecium octaurelia is the source of this 1205-nucleotide messenger RNA. NCBI's taxonomy places the organism in Eukaryota, Ciliophora, Oligohymenophorea, Peniculida, Parameciidae. The record is from the annotation of a GenBank genome assembly.